GUGUUCACAGUGUAUCAGCGCAGAGUUUGUGCUGGAUACAUUUGAGUUGUAUGCAUUUGAACUUUCUACACUGUAGCGGCGGAAAUGCUUCUCACAUUCCAUUUCCAGCGCCCGUUAUAGAAAAACUCCACUCACCGUUAAAGCCAGGUUUCCAGUCGUGUAAUAAGAGGAGAAACUGGAGGUGCUGUGAGCGUGAGCGGCGAGGAUGACAGAUUUUGGCUUGAAGUGGAGCUGCGAGUACUGCACCUACGAGAACUGGCCGUCCGCCAUCAAAUGCACCAUGUGUCGGGCCCAAAGGCACAACGCGCCCAUCAUCACCGAGGAACCCUUCAAGAGCAGCUCCAGCCUGGACCCGCAACUGUGCACCACCCAGCUCAUCUGCCCUGACUCUAGCGCCCGGCCUCGGGUCCGGAUCGCCGACGAGCUGCCAGAGACCAGCAGCAAAUGGUCCUGCCACAUGUGCACCUAUCUGAACUGGCCCCGCGCAAUCCGCUGCACGCAGUGCCUCAGUCAGAGGCAGCAGGGCUCCCAACACGGCCCGCUCAGUCCGUCUGAAGCCCCACAGACAUCGGACUCGGGGUCCAGACCAUCCCCGGUCACCUCGGACCCAUGCGAGGAGUAUAACGACCGGAAUCGGCUCAACAUGCACGCGCAACGAUGGCCGUGCUUGGCUUGCACCUAUGAGAACUGGCCAAAGAGUUUGAGGUGCGUGGUUUGCGACCACCCUAAACCCAGCAGUUCGCCCGAGGCGCCUCAGCAGGAUUCGGAGGCAGAGAGUGCCAUGUCCCUGUCGAUAGUGAACGAGCAGGAACGGGAUAACCUAAGGACAGUGAAAUUCAAAGCUGAAUCUUUUGAUAUCAGCUGGUAUCAAACCUUUAUUUUCAUCACUAAGCCGGUGGGGGACGGGUUGCAUGCACAUGGUGUUGUGGAGGGGGAUCUGGCCGCUGUGGAGGCGUACAAGUCAUCCGGUGGUGAUAUCGCACGUCAGCUGACCGCAGACGAGGUGCGAAUUCUCAACCGUCCAUCCGCGUUUGACGCUGGUUUUACUUUGGUGCAUCUGGCCAUCCGCUUCCAAAGACAGGACAUGCUCGCGGUGCUGCUCACGGAGGUGUCUCAGCAGACGGCGAAGUGUAUACCGGCUCUGGUGUGUCCUGAGUUAACAGAACAGAUCCGCAGAGAGGUGGCAGCAGCACUUCACAGGCGUAAAGGAGAGUUUCCCUGUUACUUCUUCACUGACCUCGUCACCUUCACAUUACCAGCAGAUAUUGAAGACCUUCCCCCAAAUGUUCAAGAAAAACUGUUCGAUGAGGUCCUGGAUCGAGAUGUACAAAAAGAGCUGGAAGAGGAGUCUCCCAUCAUUAACUGGUCUCUGGAGCUGGGCACGCGUCUGGACAGCCGGCUGUAUGCUCUGUGGAACAGAACCGCUGGAGAUUGCCUACUGGAUUCAGUGUUACAAGCCACGUGGGGAAUUUAUGACAAAGACUCUGUCCUGAGAAAAAGCCUCAACGACAGCUUACACGACUGCUCUCACUGGUUCUACACUCGCUGGAAAGAGUGGGAGUCCUGGUAUUCCCAGAGCUUUGGUUUGCAUUUCUCUCUGCGGGAGGAGCAGUGGCAGGAGGACUGGGCGUUUAUACUGUCAUUAGCUAGUCAGCCGGGUGCGAGUUUAGAGCAGACACACGUGUUUGUCUUGGCACACAUCCUUCGGAGGCCUAUCAUAGUGUACGGUGUGAAAUAUUACAAGAGCUUCAGAGGAGAGACGCUGGGAUAUACACGCUUUCAGGGUGUAUACCUGCCUCUAUUAUGGGAGCAGAGUUUCUGCUGGAAGAGCCCUAUCGCCCUGGGUUACACGCGCGGACACUUUUCCGCCUUGGUUGCCAUGGAGAACGACGGCUACGAUAAUCGAGGCGCGGGCGCCAACUUGAACACAGACGAUGAUGUCACUGUCACUUUCCUGCCGCUGGUUGACAGCGAACGAAAGCUGUUACAUAUUCACUUUCUGUCAGCACAAGAGAUGGGGACGGAGGAGCAGCAGGAGCGGAUGCUGAGGCAGUGGAUGGACUGCUGUGUUACGGAGGGCGGGGUUUUGGUGGCCAUGCAGAAGAGCUCCAGGAGGCGGAACCACCCACUUGUCACUCAGAUGGUGGAGAAGUGGCUGGACGGUUACCGGCAGCUUGCCGCUUGUCCAACUCUGUCUGACGGAGAGGAGGAAGAGGAGGACGAAGAUGAGUGAAGAACAGUCGGCGUCACUUGACACUACACCACGACCCUCUUGCGUUCCCCAACAUAAGGAAACACACAAACACACACCUCUAACCCCGACCGAACAACAAACCCGAGCUUUCCUUUUUGGUUUUUGUCCCUAAUACGACAAAUAAUGUGGGUUUGUUGCAAAAUAAAGGAAUGCAAUCAUGA
This is a messenger RNA of Sinocyclocheilus rhinocerous, 2415 nucleotides long. It is a transcript of the gene zranb1b, whose product is annotated as zinc finger, RAN-binding domain containing 1b. Gene Ontology annotation, cellular component: cytoplasm; nucleus. Bases 206 to 2233 code for a protein of 675 amino acids. Gene Ontology annotation, molecular function: cysteine-type deubiquitinase activity; K63-linked polyubiquitin modification-dependent protein binding. NCBI's taxonomy places the organism in Eukaryota, Metazoa, Chordata, Actinopteri, Cypriniformes, Cyprinidae. The transcript has 11 exons. The record is from RefSeq and is a predicted model, not a curated record. Gene Ontology annotation, biological process: protein deubiquitination involved in ubiquitin-dependent protein catabolic process; cytoskeleton organization; cell migration.